Messenger RNA from Striga hermonthica, 288 nucleotides. The record is from the annotation of a GenBank genome assembly. Lineage: Eukaryota; Viridiplantae; Streptophyta; Magnoliopsida; Lamiales; Orobanchaceae.
AUGGCUAGUUACCAGCAAGAACCACCGGCGGCGGUGGAGAGCAUUGGCCGCCACUCGAUCGAGACAUUGGUAGUGGUGUUGGCCGCCAUCACCAUCAUUGGAGUUUUUGCUGGGAUCGUGGCUCGGUUAUGCGGUGGCCGGCAUCUCGGAGGCUCGGGGGAGCAAGACAUAGAAGGAUGGGUGGAGAAGAGGUGCCGGAGCUGCAUCGACGGAGGCUUGCCGGAGGAAACGGCGGCGGCCAAGGAGGAGAAACCGAAGCCGGCAGCUGCUGAGGAAGAAAAGAAGUGA